AAAUUUAGGCCCAUAAUAAAGUGUGUGAUGAAUAGAAUUAGGAGGUGGAAAUAAUGGGAGCGCCAAAUUUGGGGCAAGGUAUGAAAAGCCGUGGAAGUGGGCUAUAUUUGAAGUUUCACCGCACGUUUGAUUUUAAUAAAACAAACAGGUAUAGCCACAAGAUCGAAGGAACGGUGUUGAUGCGUUAUUAGGGUCAAAAACGGAAUUUAAAAAACGCAAGUCCACGACGGAGGGCGUUACUUCUGUUCAGUUUUGAACCCAAAAAGCGGAGAAGCUUCUCUUCUCUUCUCUCUUUCUUUCAAACCGCCAUCUCCUUCUCCUUCUCCUUCUCCUUCUUCAGCUGUUGAAAAUAAAAAAUGGCAGACGGUGAGGAUAUUCAACCACUCGUCUGUGAUAAUGGGACAGGAAUGGUUAAAGCUGGAUUUGCUGGGGAUGAUGCUCCAAGGGCUGUGUUUCCCAGCAUUGUUGGUCGUCCCCGUCACACGGGAGUGAUGGUUGGCAUGGGCCAAAAAGAUGCAUAUGUCGGGGAUGAAGCUCAGUCCAAGAGAGGUAUAUUAACUCUCAAAUAUCCCAUUGAGCAUGGUAUUGUGAGUAACUGGGAUGACAUGGAGAAGAUCUGGCAUCACACCUUCUACAAUGAACUCCGUGUCGCUCCUGAGGAGCACCCAGUUCUGCUCACCGAAGCACCUCUCAACCCAAAGGCUAAUCGGGAGAAAAUGACCCAAAUUAUGUUUGAGACCUUCAAUACCCCUGCCAUGUAUGUUGCCAUCCAGGCUGUUCUAUCCUUGUAUGCCAGUGGCCGUACAACUGGUAUCGUUCUAGACUCUGGAGAUGGUGUGAGCCAUACCGUCCCCAUUUACGAGGGCUACGCUCUCCCUCAUGCCAUCCUCCGUCUUGACUUAGCAGGACGUGAUCUCACUGAUGCCUUGAUGAAAAUCCUUACAGAACGUGGUUAUUCCUUCACUACCACAGCUGAGCGUGAAAUUGUAAGGGACGUAAAGGAAAAGCUGGCUUAUAUUGCCCUUGAUUAUGAGCAAGAGCUUGAAACAUCAAAAACCAGCUCUGCUGUUGAGAAGAGCUAUGAGUUGCCGGAUGGACAGGUCAUCACCAUUGGUGCUGAGCGUUUCAGAUGUCCUGAAGUUCUCUUCCAGCCAUCCAUGAUCGGAAUGGAAGCCGCUGGCAUUCAUGAAACCACUUACAAUUCAAUCAUGAAAUGUGAUGUCGAUAUUAGGAAGGACUUGUAUGGAAACAUCGUUCUCAGUGGUGGUUCUACCAUGUUCCCAGGUAUUGCUGACAGAAUGAGCAAGGAAAUCUCAGCUUUGGCCCCAAGCAGCAUGAAGAUUAAGGUGGUUGCUCCACCUGAGAGAAAGUACAGUGUCUGGAUUGGUGGCUCUAUCUUGGCUUCUCUCAGCACUUUCCAACAGAUGUGGAUUGCAAAGGCUGAGUACGAUGAGGCUGGUCCUUCAAUUGUACACAGGAAAUGCUUCUAAAUGCUGCACAGCCUACAGGGUAGCUUGGUGAAAGAAAUUAAAAUACGGCGUUCUCGUUUUAUAUGAUGAAAAAAUGUGUUGUUAAAUCAGAUAACUGAGUUGAUGGCAGAGUAAAUUCUUUCACUUGUUUUUGUUUUAUUAUUGGUAAUUGUUUAACGAUUAAUCUUUAGUUAUCACUAUAAAUCAACGCCUUUCAACUUAA
Glycine soja is the source of this 1692-nucleotide messenger RNA. RefSeq names its product actin. Gene Ontology annotation, cellular component: cytoplasm. The transcript has 5 exons. NCBI's taxonomy places the organism in Eukaryota, Viridiplantae, Streptophyta, Magnoliopsida, Fabales, Fabaceae. The record is from RefSeq and is a predicted model, not a curated record. Bases 357 to 1490 code for a protein of 377 amino acids.